This is a messenger RNA of Gigantopelta aegis, 1955 nucleotides long. Its product is annotated as free fatty acid receptor 4-like. Gene Ontology annotation, biological process: G protein-coupled receptor signaling pathway. The coding region runs from base 515 to 1660 and encodes 381 amino acids. Gene Ontology annotation, cellular component: membrane. NCBI's taxonomy places the organism in Eukaryota, Metazoa, Mollusca, Gastropoda, Neomphalida, Peltospiridae. Gene Ontology annotation, molecular function: G protein-coupled receptor activity. The transcript has a single exon. The record is from RefSeq and is a predicted model, not a curated record.
GACGUGAUGAGAUAAUAUUAAUUGUUAUUCAUAUUUAAAUGGCAUAACUAUAUUAUUGUCGUGACAUGUAUGUAUUAUGGAGGGAGCCUAGUAAGUUGUGUUUAAAGAAAUAAAAUAUGAUUCAAUUAAAGACAGAAUAAAAACGGGGUUGUGAGAGAAAGAACUAUGGAAAUUAAUCUACAAUCCAGCUAAAGGAAAUUUUACUAAACGACAAUUUCGUGUCCACUAUACGGUUAUCAUGACACUUGGUCCAGUGACAGAUAACAAAAUCACUGUUCACGUACAAUAUGUACGCAAGAUUUUUAAAAAAUGGAUUUGUACAGAGCUAGUACUGGCGGGAAAAAUUAUGAAAUCAUGAAAUGUACCUGUCCGCCGCAACUACCGAUAAAAUGCGAAACAUACCUUUUAAUAUCCAUGUGUCUAUCUUGCUCUGCGUGUGUGCGAGGAUCUGUUGGUAACGGACUUUACAUUAAGACAUAUUAAAACAUUUUAUUUUUUUCAGGCUGUUGCUAAGAUGUGGGAUCAGACCAACCAAAACUUUAAUUCUUCGUACUUGUUCGUAAACGACGAUAAACGUGGAUGGGGAAAUACAACGUUUUUCUCCUACUUUUCUCAAUUUAAUAGGUCAUCGUCUGCUUAUGGUAUUACUGAGGCAGCCAUCUUAACUUUCCUGUUCAUCCUGUCUUUAUAUUUCAAUAUUGUUGUUUGUGCACAACUCAUCUGUAACCGACGCAUGUGCACUGUCACCAACAGUUUCAUCUGCAGCUUGACCAUAGCAGACAUGUUUCUGACAUUUGGCGCCCCUAUGAUUGCAGUUACCAGGAUAACGGGUUCGUGGAUUUUCGGGAGUUGGGCUUGCAGCAUGAUGGUCUACACUGAAUUCGUGUGUGGGUUUGUUGGUAUCUGGACGAUGACGUUGAUCGGCUUGGACCGAUACAUCUGUAUUGUAGGUCGACCAGUCACCAGACUCACACAGCGAUCAGCACUGUGUAUUCUGUUAGUCGUGUGGGUAUCAGCUCUCUUGUGUUUCCUUCCCAUGAUCCUCUACUUCGACGUCCAUGUUGUCACAUUCGGACAGUCUCAUGUGACAAUAUGUACCCUGAUAUGGCCACGCCAACCGAAAACCAAAGUCUCAUUAAUAUUCAUAAUAAUUCUGCUCCUCUGUGUAUUCAUCAUUCCUUUUGGAUUACUAACUUGGAGCUAUGUUAACAUAUUCCGAAGGUUUUGGAUGGUUCGACAGAGCAUUAUCAAGUCACGUGGAAAGGACAACAACCCACUUCGGAUAAGCUCUAUGAGUCACAAGAAGCGAAGAGACAAGAGGGAUUUCCGGAUUGCAAAGAAACUGUUUUGUUUACUGGUUUUCUUCUUCGUGAUGUGGGCUCCAAUCUUUGUGGUGGUGGUCUUCAUCGGAGCAGAUCAACACAUGAGGAUAUCAUCGCACGUGUUCGUGUCUUCGAUCGCCGUGUGUAUGGGCAAUGCUGUGGUGAAUCCUCUGUACUAUGGCGUGGUGGUAGAACGACUAAGACCACGCCUAAGCUCGUGCUCCAAGUGUUACAAGUUCCAAAGUGUUCAAAGUACCCCAGAUGCUGAACAACAGGUUGCAGAACAUGAACAUAUCCGGGUCAUUAGUGACGGCAUUGUUUCUGAAAACAAGGAAUGAAAGUUACUUUCCCUUUGGUAGACGAUAUUAACGUGUGUGUUAUCUGAGCUCUUUUUUAGACCAUAGCAUUUUUUUUUUAAAGAAUCAUAGAAUAUAUGUAUGACAGAUAGCUUAAGCAGACGCGAAAAACCCAGACAGAUUGGGGUCGAAACUUCUCCCUGCUCAAGUAAAAAAACUAAUUUCAAUACAUAUUCCGGGAGAGUAUGACUUUACCACCUAUAAACUUCACUCACCACAAUCUAGACACCCCCCCCCCCCCCCCACACACACACACAUACACACUCUAAAAUUCCUG